Fraxinus pennsylvanica is the source of this 576-nucleotide messenger RNA. NCBI's taxonomy places the organism in Eukaryota, Viridiplantae, Streptophyta, Magnoliopsida, Lamiales, Oleaceae. The record is from the annotation of a GenBank genome assembly.
AUGAUUCGGACUCUUCGAGCUCGUCUCUACUCCGUCUCAAAAUUCCACACCCACAACGCCCGUGUUCGAUCGUUUUCACUGUCGCAUAAGGUUUACGGUGGCCAUGGACGCUCAAGUAGUCUCAUAGCUGGUAUACUUCAGGGCCACAAAGGACUGUGGUCAAAUAAAAACUCUUGUAAUGGGAUUAAAUCUUUUUGUACUGCCCAAGACUUGUCUAUGAAGAAGUGUGUUCCAUGCAGCUCAAAGGAUCUGAGGCCUAUGACUGAGGAUGCAGCCCAUCAAUUAAUUCGACAGGUUCCUGGGUGGGAUUUGGUGAAUGAAGGUGGCAAAUGGAAGUUGCAUCGAUCAUGGAAAGUCAAGAGUUUCACAAAAGGAUUGGAGUUUUUUCAGCUUGUAGCUAAUGUUGCUGAGGGGGAAGGUCAUCAUCCGGACCUUCAUCUUGUUGGGUGGAACAAUGUAAAAAUUGAUAUAUGGACUCAUGCAGUGGGUGGACUCACAGAGAAUGAUUUCAUACUUGCUGCCAAGAUCAAUGGGCUUGAUCUCCACCAUGUUCUAAGCAAAAAAACUGCUAAAUGA